GUAUGAAACUCCACAAGAAAUUAUUGCUCCUCUAUAUAAAGCACCAUCACCACAUGCUUUCUCUCACCCAUCACCGAAACCGUUUCCUUUUUGCUUGAUCCUGGUCAGUAUGGAGCAGAGGACUUUUUCUAGAUUGGUGCUACUCUUUCUGGGUUUCUCUUACCUUCUUCAUCUGUACCCAUGUCCCUGUGCUGCAGUACCUAUUUCAAGAAGUUUCUUGAAGCCAAAUAUGGAAGAUUCAUACUCUGUCCAGAGUUUAUAUGCUCAGGAUGCUGUGGAUGUGACUAAGGAGCUGCUUGGGGAGGGAGAAGGGAACUUUGAAGGCAGAUUGUUGGAAAGCACAGUGGACUAUCCUGGGACAGGAGCCAACAAUCACCAUGACCCAAAAACUCCAGGAAGACCUUGAAAAAUUCAGAACUAAUUUAAUCAUGGACAGAUCAAGAUAAUUAAAAGGAGAUUUGAAUUUUGGUUUUGCGGUUGUCUUUCCAUGUCUUUCUUGAAUGUUGUGGUCAAUACCCAUAGUCUUAUUAAGGUUGUUUGUUUGUGAAAACACCAUGGGUGUAUUUAGUUAAAAACCAACUUUUUCGGAAAUGUUGUAACUGAGAAAGUGGUUAAAAAAGUACUGUAUAAAAAGUUAGAAGGUACUGUUUAUAAAAUUACUAAGUUUUG
Molecule: messenger RNA, 669 nt
Organism: Rubroshorea leprosula
Lineage: Eukaryota; Viridiplantae; Streptophyta; Magnoliopsida; Malvales; Dipterocarpaceae
Source: the annotation of a GenBank genome assembly